ACUGCCUCCGCCGCUUCUGAUCACGACGGCUCGCUACCUGCUCGUCGGUCGCUGUCGCCGCCUGCCUCGCCGCUCCUCCCCGCCCGGCGCCCAUCGCCACCUCGCCCCAGCCAGCUGAAAUUUCUGAUAGGGUUCAAUUUUCACCCUCUACGUCGGCCGUUGCUCCGUUAAUCAGGGCAGGAAAUGGCUCGCACGACCACUCCGCUCUCGGCGCUGCUCCGCGGCCUCUCUUCCCGCCCUUCCCACUCCCCCGCAUUCCACGCCGCGCUGCUCAAGUCAUCUUCCCUCUCCAGCCCCAUCCCGGCCACCGCCCUCCUUACCGCCUACGCAAAAGCCGGCCUCCCAGGCGCCGCCUCCCGCCUGUUUGACGAAAUGCCCGUGCGCGACGCCGUUGCCUGGAACGCGCUCCUUGCAUGCCAUGUCCGUCACGCGCGCUGCGGUGCCGUCGCUGAAGUCUUCCGCGGCAUGGCGGCUGCCGGGUUCGCGCCAACGGCCGCCACCCUCUGCACCAUGCUCAAGGCCUGUGCUUCCUCCCGCGCAGUCCGCCCCGGCCGCCAGGUUCAUGCGCGGACAGUUCUUGCAUGCCACGGUGAUGUCAUUAUGACGACAGCUCUUGUUGAUCUCUACAUGAGCUGCGGCUGUGUCGAGGAGGCGAAGAGGCUGUUUAUCCACACGGACUGCCCCAAGGACGUGGCGCUGUGCAACUCUGUUCUUUCAGGAUGCGUGGAGAAUGGCCAGUUCCGGGAGGCUUUCUUGAUGCUGAGGGGAAUUGAACUCAAUGGAAUCACACUGACUUGCGCUCUCACAGCUUGCUCAGCCGCAGCAAAUCUGGCAUACGGCCUUCAAGUGCACUGCAAGGUUCUCCGAUGCGGGUUUGAUUCUGAGACUGUCCUAUGCAAUGCACUUAUUGACAUGUAUGCAAAGUGUGGGCGGACAACGGCUGCACGUGUGGUGUUUGAUCGGAUGACUUGCAGAAACAUUGUUUCCUGGUCUAGCAUGAUUGAUGGUUAUAGUCGCCAUGGGCAUGGCAAAGAGGCUUUGGAUUUGUUUGAGGGGAUGGAGAAAGCUGUACCCAUUGUCUUGCCUAAUGCUAUUACAUUUCUUGCUGUUCUCUCAGCUUGUGGACACUCUGGUCUUGUGGAUGAAGGCCGGUCCAAGUUACAUCUGAUGAAAAGAAAGUAUGCAAUUGAUCCAGGACCAGAGCACUACGCAUGUUUUAUUGACAUGUUAGGCCGGGCAGGACUGAUUGAUGAGGCAUGGGAUCUCUACUGUUGUUUACAUUCGAAUAAAAGUCAGCUCCAUGGUGCAAUCUGUGUGGCUAUGCUGAAUGCAUGUAUGGCUAACAUGGAUGUGGCAAGAGGAAACAUGGUUGCUGAGCAUAUUAUGGAGGUUGAUCCACAGAAUCCUCGAAAUCUUGUGUUAAUAUCAAAUUUUCACGCUGCUGCUGAACAAUGGUCUAUAUCAGAUGGAUCAAGGAAGGUUAUAAUGGACAAGGGUCUCAAUAAAGAAGCAGCUAGUAGUCAUGUCUCCAUUGGCUAAAAUUAAUUUACACAAAUAUGGAGGUACAGUUCAUCGACUUACCUGCAUACACUAUAAGAGUGUAAUCAACAAUUGCUUUUUCUUUUAAAACAAACCUACAAAUCAAUGUUGCUAACUGGUUCGUGGCGGGGCCUUUUUUUAUAUUUAAAAUCUAUUAUUGCUUGAACCCAGCCUGAAACAUUCAGUUUAUCUUGGUUCUUAAGUGCUUAACUGGGUCCUACGACAGUUGCGAUUAUUUGAUACGUGUACAAGGACUAAAUGUGAACCAGCAUAGUGAGGUCACAUGAUCAUCAUCUGGAAUUGUCAAAAAUUGUUUCAGCAAAACUCUAUCCUGCACAGAUUAGUUUAGGUUUUAAGCAUGUGUAACUUGCACACCAAAACAGAGGUGAAAUAACCAAUUUCAACAUCUGCUUAGCUUGAUGGUUCCUGGAGAUCAAGUUCUGCUGGUACAUGAAUAUAGGCUAUGACAGUAUUCUGAAAUUAAUCGUCAAAUUUAAUAUUGGUGGUACUAACUGAAGUACAUGUCCUUUUCUGAAUAUAAUGGUGAAGUGUAAUCAAAAUUUGGAUCCUAAAGUGCAGUCAUUUAUCUGACAAAAGCCUCAUUUUACAAGUUUCCCUGGUCCUCCUAGCAGUAUAAUUACUCCAUUUAUCCCUUUGUUCAGAACAAGCAUCUAACAAUACACAUGACAGAGCAACACCACAGAGGCUUUAAGUUUCAGGACAUGUUAGUAUUUUCAUAGAUAGGGUGCAUGUGAACCUGUUAAAUCAGCGUAAAGGUACAUGUGCUAACAGGUAGUGAUCUUGGUUGAAAUAAUUCCCUAUAGAUGCUUCUGUAGUCUACAAAUCAAUAUCAUGACGAGUACACCUUGUAUUUGAACAUGCUGUGAAUCACUACCUACUUUGCAUGACAAGAUGAACUAAUUGUCUAAUUUUAUCCUCAUGCAUGUUGACAAGAACAAGAUACUACAUGAUCGUGGCUUACAUGACAUGCAACUUGGCUAUUCUUGACUUUAGCCUACUGCUAUGACAGUUUAGAAAUUACAUGGUUAUGUAUUUCUUUGAUCAGUCUAUUGAACUGAAACACAAAACACAUGAUAAUAUAAUAUUGUCCUUGGCCUGUAGUUUACUUCUAUGUGAUGCCUUGAGAAGAAAAGGUGAAAAAUAUGAGAACAGAUGCAAUGUAAUCUGCUCCUAGAAGAUUUUACGAUGGAUAUGAAAUUGGAUAUUUCAGUAUCCACAACCACACAAUAAUCUACUCCCUCGUCCCAUAUUAAUUAUUCAUCCAUUUCAGCGUCAAUUAAUAUGGGACGGAGGGAGUAUGAUGCAAUCAACUAU
Triticum urartu is the source of this 2874-nucleotide messenger RNA. RefSeq names its product pentatricopeptide repeat-containing protein At5g66500, mitochondrial-like. Gene Ontology annotation, biological process: RNA modification. NCBI's taxonomy places the organism in Eukaryota, Viridiplantae, Streptophyta, Magnoliopsida, Poales, Poaceae. The record is from RefSeq and is a predicted model, not a curated record. Gene Ontology annotation, molecular function: RNA binding; protein binding.